AUUCACUUGCGGCACCGAGCCUCAGAGAUGGCGGGUUGGGGGCAGCAGGGCGAGAUGACAGAGUACAAGAAGAUCCUGAUAAAGCGGGACCUGGAGAUGGGCGUGGUGAUGACGGUGUUCCGGCAGAAGGCGGAGCGGCUCACUGUGCAGGUCAUCAUGGAGACCCGGCAGGUGGCCUGGACGCGCACCGCGGAUAGAACUGACGGUGUUUUGGACCUGUUUGAGAUCAGAGAGGUUCGUCCAGGGAGGAACUCCAAGGACUUUGAGCGCUUCAAAGAUGGCAAAGACAAGCACGAUGAGAGCAGCUGCUUCACCAUCUUCUACGGAUCUCAGUUUGUGCUCAACACCCUCAGUGUGGGAGCUGACUCUGUUGACGAGGCACAGAAAUGGCUGACUGGACUAGAACUGCUGAGGCAGGAGACGCUGCAAGCUCCCACUCCAGUCCUUAUAGAGAGUUGGCUGAGGAAGCAGAUGUACUCUGUCAAUCAGACCAAAACCAACAGCAUCUCCAUGAAGGAGCUGAAGGCUCUGCUAGCUCUGCUCAACUACAAGGCCCCCAGCUCCCGCACUCUCAAAGACAAAUUCCAGGAAGUGGGAGCAAAGAAAGAUCGCCUGGACUUUGAGCAGUUUCAUAAAUUGUACAACCUUAUAAUGUUUGAACAGAAUGAGAUCCUUGAUGAGUUCAAAAAGGAAUCAUGUGCUUUUAUUCUGGGAAACACAGAUAAGCCUGAUGCCUCUGCAGUGCUGCUCCAUGACUUCCAACGAUUCCUCAUCUACCAGCAGAAGGAACCCUGGGCCAGUGACCUCAACCAGGUCAGAGAGCUGAUGACCACCUUCAUCGACGACACCAUGAGGAAAACCAACGACCCCGAGUUCACCGUCAGUGAGUUCCUGAGUUUCCUGUUCUCCAAAGAGAACUCUGUGUGGGACGAGAAGUACUCAGAGAUCAGCAACCUGGACAUGAACAACCCUCUGUCUCACUACUGGAUCAGCUCCUCUCACAACACCUACCUGACGGGGGAUCAGCUGCGCAGCGAGUCGUCCACGGAGGCUUAUGUUCGCUGUCUGCGCCUGGGAUGCCGCUGUGUGGAACUGGACUGCUGGGAAGGGCCCGGGGAGCCAAUCAUCUACCACGGAUGGACCAGGACCACCAAGAUCAAGUUCGAGGACGUGGUCAAAGCCAUCAACGAUCACGCUUUUGUCACGUCAGAGUUCCCGGUGAUCCUGUCCAUCGAGGAGCACUGUCCACUGGAGCAGCAGCGGCAGAUGGCCCGGAUCUUCAGAGACGUGUUCGGAGACAAACUGCUGACGGAGCCUGUGGAGCAGCUGGCUGAGCAGCUGCCCUCCCCCACACAGCUGAAGGGCAAGGUCAUACUCAAGCACAAGAAGCUCAGUGUGGAGGGGGGGGGGACCAGUAAGGACUUCAGGAAGGGGCAGAAGCAGGGGGACCUGGAGAUCUGGGACCCUGUGGACCAGCGCUGGAACAGGCACUACUGUGUGAUCUCUGAUGACAAGCUGUACUACGCAGAGGAGACCGAGGAGGAGGACGAAGACCCCAGGAAGUACCAGGACCUGCACACCUCAGAGCCGUGGUUCCAUGGUCGCAUGAAGGAGGGCCGGCAGAUGGGCGAGCGGCUGAUCCUGGACUACUGCACGGAGAACGGAGGAACAGACGGAACCUUCCUUGUGCGACAGAGCGAUACCUACGUCACAGACUUCACCCUCUCCUUCUGGCGCAGUGGGCGGGUCCAGCACUGUCGUAUCCGCUCGGGUUCAGAGGGGGCGCGCACGUACUUCUUCCUGACGCCCAACCUGCACUUCCCCAGCGUGUUCUCUCUGAUCCAGCACUACAGAGACAACCCGCUGCGCUGCCAGGACUUCGAGCUGCGCCUCACUAAGGCCGUGCCGCAGCCCAGCCCCCACCUGCAGGAGGGCUGGUUCUACAGUAACCUGAGCCGAGGCCAGGCGGAGGAUUACCUGCUGAGGAUUCCCAGGGAUGGAGCUUUCCUCAUCCGGCAGAGAGAGGGAGAACCAGACUCCUUCGCCAUCACCUUCAGAGGUGACGGUAAAGUGAAACACUGUCGUAUCCAGAAGGAGGGCAACAUGUACCUGCUGGGAACCACCACAGAGUUUGAGAGCCUCGUGGAGCUGGUGAACUACUUCAAGAAGAAGCCGCUGUACCGGAAGAUAAAACUACGUUACCCAGUUAGCCCCAAGCUGGUGGAUCAAUUCAGCACAGUGAGUUACCAAACCCUUAACCAACAGGAGAAAGGCUGUGCGUCCCUGUAUGACGUGCAGACAUACGUGGAACCCAACGAGAUCGAGCCCUCACUGCCUCAGAGUACAGUCAGGGCUGUGUACAGCUACCAGGCUAAGAAGACGGAUGAGCUCAGCUUCAGUAAAGGAGCUUUGAUACACAAUGUGUCCAAGGAUGGCGAUGGAUGGUGGAAAGGCGAUUUAGGUAGAAGGCUGCAGCAGUUCUUUCCAUCUAACUAUGUAGAGGAAGUAUCCAACAACAGCAGACCUGACACCAGAGAACAGGACAUGGAAGACAACCCACUGGGGGAACUGUGUAAGGGAGUGGUGGACAUCUCCAAGUGCAACGUCCAACACUUGAGGAACGGUAAGAACGGGAAGUCCAACGUGCUGACGCUGCAGGACGUGGACCAGGACAGCUUGCAGUUCGACCUGUCAGCCAGCUCUCUGGAGGAGCUGUUCGAGUGGUACCAGGUGGCCUGGGACAUCACCCAGAGAGAGAUGAGCAAGCAGUACAAGAGGGAGCAGGAGAUCAGACAGCAGGAGGAAGUAGAGAAGAAGGCGGAGGUCGCCAUGGAGAUGUCAGACAUGGUGGUCUACUGUCAGCCACGCAGCAAGGAGAAGGACCGCUUUGAGAGUUACAGCUACAAAGAGAUCCGCUCCUUUGUGGAGAACAAGAUGCCGGGGAAGAGCCGCACCAACGACUUCCUGCAGUACAACCGCAAGGCUCUGAGCCGCAUCUACCCAAAGGGCCAGAGGGUGGAGUCCUCCAACUACGACCCCUACCCCCUGUGGGCCGGGGGCUGCCACAUGGUGGCGCUCAACUUCCAGACUGCAGAUAAAUACACCCAGCUGAACAGCGCCCUCUUCAGUAUGAACGGACAGACGGGGUACGUGCUGCAGCCCGAGCUCAUGCGCUAUGAUAGCUACGACCCCAACCAGGAGAAGAAGAAGGUCAAGUACAAAAUCGUGAUCGCUGCCAGACACCUUCCCAAGCCGGGCCGCAGCAUCGUCAGUCCCUUCGUGGAGAUCGAGCUGUGUGGCCACACAGAAGAGAAGUUCAAGACCGUCGUCUACCGUGAUAACGGUCUGAACCCGCUGUGGAAGUCCCCGGCUGACUCAGCGGUGUUCACGGUGUUCGAGCCUGAACUCACCUUCCUGCGCUUCGUGGUCAACGAGGAGGACAUGUUCUCAGACCCCAACUUCGUGGCUCAGGCUACAUUUCCUGUGAAAGGCAUCCGCUCAGGGUACCGCUCCGUCCCUCUGAAGAACGGCUACAGCGAAAACUUGGAGUUAGCCUCUCUGCUGGUCUACAUCAAUGUACAACAAGCAGGGAAAGCGGAGGAGGAGCUGUACUCGUCCUCCAGCCAGCUGAAGAAGAGGCAGGCGGAGGUGGGGGGCGAGCCCUUCCUGUACGAAACACACACCAACCUCCAGCGCGCCGCUCCCCCUCCCCAACACACCCUCCUGACCAGAGAGGGCAGCACUCAAAGGACAAAAGAGAAAAAGAUAAACAACAGUAAGUUCUACUCGUGAACCGUCUACGUCCCUCCUUGUAUGCCGACUACAUAACUUCACUCCUGUUUGCUUACUCAAGGAAUAUUGAUCUGUGCAUUUGAGAAUUUUAAAAUGGGGACAAGGUAUCAUUUUUGACUUUUUUAUACAAAAUUGUUUUUCUAUUAAAUAUUUUGUGGUCUUAAUAUGUGAUUCUUUGGGGGUAAUUUCUCUAAAAUACCUCUGGUAAAUGUAGGCAACAUUAAACGUAGACCUGGGUGAGACAGGUGGAAGGAAAGUGAUUGUGUGACUCCUUUAUAAUCGAUAAGGUGUGUGUGUUGGGGGGGGGGGGGGGCAUUUCCUCAGAGGGGCCUACAGUGUGUGUUCUGCCAUCCGUCUGAAAUCAAACUGCAUCAUGGAGACUCAGAUUAUAUUUAUUGUAUUCCAAGAGGAAUAUUUCUGAAUAAUGAGCUGCCGUACAGGCUGUGGAUCCUUCAGGGAGCAAAGGUAAAAGGACUGAAAUGGAGCGUAGCAGUCACAUGGCGGCUGUGUGUGUUUGCUGUGUCCUUUCACCAGUGUGACAGUAUCUGUGUGUGUUAUUGUGCUGCCUUUUUGAACAGUUGAUUUAAUGAGAACAUGUCAUGUAUUUAAUUUGAAGCUAGAUGAUGUCUAUUGCUUUUCUGUAAGUCCUCUGAUAAUUUCUUAUGAAUUGAUUCAAUAAAGUAUGCUUGGUGAACUUGA
This is a messenger RNA of Trematomus bernacchii (emerald rockcod), 4491 nucleotides long. It is a transcript of the gene plcg2, whose product is annotated as phospholipase C, gamma 2. Gene Ontology annotation, biological process: phosphatidylinositol-mediated signaling; phospholipid catabolic process; positive regulation of epithelial cell migration. Lineage: Eukaryota; Metazoa; Chordata; Actinopteri; Perciformes; Nototheniidae. Gene Ontology annotation, molecular function: protein binding; phosphatidylinositol-4,5-bisphosphate phospholipase C activity. The record is from RefSeq and is a predicted model, not a curated record.